Messenger RNA from Morus notabilis, 1078 nucleotides. RefSeq lists its product as uncharacterized. The record is from RefSeq and is a predicted model, not a curated record. The transcript is spliced from 6 exons. NCBI's taxonomy places the organism in Eukaryota, Viridiplantae, Streptophyta, Magnoliopsida, Rosales, Moraceae. Bases 198 to 959 code for a protein of 253 amino acids.
AGAAAGAGACGGAUUACACGGACAGAGAGAGAGAGAGAGAGAGAGAAGAAGAAGACUGGCCAAAUGGGAAAAAGAAAAACCCAAACUUUCACACUUUCAACGCCUAAUCUGAUUCGACAAUCCACGCAAAUACUCCAAUUUCGAUUCUGAUGCUUCCAUAGCUUUUCGAUUGAUCGAGUUUUUCUUCCCAGCUUCCAAUGGCGAAGAAGAAAGUAAAGAAGAAGAUACAGGAGCGAAUCGAUAACUUGCCAGGCGGAUAUUCUCAGCAGCGAAGAAGCUCCCCGCCAAAACGCCGCACCGAUUUCUCCCUCUUCUUCUCCAAUUCUUCCGAUUCCGGUUCGUUGCUCUGUCAUAAAGUCGCUCUCUCCAAGAAUGCCUUAAAUAUUUUUCAUGACAGGAAUUCAGAAGAUAAAGAAUUUUUUCCAAGUUCUUUGGUUAGGUGCAGCAAGAUCACUGACGAAGGAUCGGGAUUUUCGACUGAUUCCUUAGACACUUCAGUUGUAGAGGCUGAAGUAGUUAACCAAAAGGCUUUACCGGAGUUGCACGAUGAUAGGGGAGUUGGCAGGCACACCAGUAAGGUUUUGGGGAUAUUGGAUCACACACCACAGAAGUCCCUUGUUACAGAAAGCAAGGCUCUCUGUGCAUCUCCAGCAAGUGUCGCAUGUGCUGGGACGCGCAAAAUGUGGUGGCCUGCUGAAGAGUCGAGCCGAGAGUUGGUGAAGAGCACCGCCACUUCUAAUCACUCAGAUCAACAAGAUCUAUCAUCUGAUAAAUCAACUUUGUCAGUUUUGAGCAGAACAGAGGAUGAUUUUCUUGAAAGAGGCAGGGGCAAGAGGAAACGUAAGCCUAAAAUUCACUUUGAUGACAUUAUUUUUGAACUUAAACCAGAAAGGAAAAUUCGUCGACUUAGGAUAAUGCGUUACCUUGGCCUUACACCUCCUGCUGGCUCUCCCUUCUGAGCUGCUCGCCUAAGAAUUGCUUCCAAGCUGUGCAUAUAUGGAUGGUGUAUGAUUUUUCUUAUUUAUUUCUGUGUGGAUCAUCAGGUUGUCUAGUUAGUUAAUUAGUUUUUUUUUUUUUG